This is a messenger RNA of Rattus norvegicus (Norway rat), 9752 nucleotides long. The record is from RefSeq and is a predicted model, not a curated record. Lineage: Eukaryota; Metazoa; Chordata; Mammalia; Rodentia; Muridae.
AGGCCAGCCUGGGCUAAAGGAGAAAGGCAUUAGCAUGAAGAGUCCUUCAACUGUGACAGUUGAUCAGAUAUUAACAAAUGUCUUUUUGGUUUAGGUUUGUUUUGUUUCUGUGAAGCCAAAGUAGCCAUUGACGUUCAUAAGAAAUCUGUUAGUCACAAUCAAUUCUUCACUAGCGUGUGACUCAGAUAUGUAUAAUCCUACAUGGUGUGACUGAGAGAACCAGAGAAACCUCACCUGGCUGUGAAGAUACCUAACCCCUUGUCUGCUGGGGGCUCGCUCACCGGAUGGGCAGGAUGGGCAGGUGUACGUGCAGGAAGCCAGCACUGUAAUUCUAAUUUGCCUAAACCCAUUUGUUUUAGUGGCCAGCUUUGCAUUUUCUCUAAUGCAGGUUUAAGGAGACAGCAUAAGUAGUGACUAAGAGCCCAAUUGUGUUUUCUUUUCAUUUUGAAAUCAGAAUGUAGGGUAAACUAAUAUGCAGUAACACAAAAUACUUCUAAUUCUGCCUUUCUUGUUUAAUGUGCAAUUUCAAAGCAAGCUUGUGGUCGGCUUCUUUCUGUUUAUUCAGCUGAGGUACAGCCUGUGCUGUUUGCUAAUGGAAUGGAGUAGACAAGCUUCCAAAGCCUUCCCUGUAUAGAAUACUGCUAUCUGAGACCCACUAACUAGGAGACCUUUACAUAUAGUGCUUAAUGAUACCAGCUCUUCACAGAUGGCGUUCUCAGCCUGUGAAACUUACUUCCCAAGAUCCCUGAGGGUGCUCAGACCGCCUCUUCAGUGGCAUGGCCGAGUACUAUUACUCUUAUUUCUAGUCAUGUGUGGAGAUAGAGUCCAUACUCUGUCUCAGUGCCCUAGCUCUUUUUUCUUCCUUUGCUAGAAGCUCCUAUUACAAAGGCUACGUUUUUCUUAAAAAGUAGCCAGAGCAUUUAAAACACUUGAAUCAUUCUAUUAGCCAAAAAUAAAAAGAUUAUUUUGGGGAGAGUUAUUGUGUUCCCAAGUUUUAUAUUGUUGAAAGCUAAAACAUAAGACUUAACACUAAGAUCUGGGGCACUAGAGAGUGAUGACUCAGCACUAAGUACUGGCUGUGCUCACAGAGGCCUCUCGUCUUGGCUUCCAGCAAGGCGGCUGUGCACAGCCACCUGUAUUUCCAGUUCCAUGGAGAAUUUGGUGCCCUCUUCUGACCUUCACGGCACUAAUGACAUGUGGUAUUCAUGCAUCCAUUCAGGCAAAAUGCUCACAUACAAAAAUAAAGGCUGCAUAGGUGGUUGUUAAUUAACAGCACACACUACACCUUUAUAGGACGUGAGUUCAGUUCCCAGCACCGACAUGAGGCAGGGAACUCCAGUCCAGGAGAUACAGUUGCUGCACACACACACACAUAAAUAUGUAAAUAAAAAUAUAUCUUUCAAAAAUAAUAAAUCUUUAAAACUUAAAAAAUAAAACAUUUUGAGCUUUUUUUAAAAUGUAAGAAAUUAAAAUAGUUCUUGAAAUGGGGGUGGUUGGAGACAAGAAUGCUCGCUGGAGUAACCCACAUGGCAGCUCACAACUGCCCAUAACUCCAGCUCCAGGGGAUCCCACAUUUUCUGGCCUCUUUGGGCCCCUACGCUUAUAUACAUAUACACAAUUUAAAAUAAAUCCUAAAAAAACAAAGUGUAAGAAAUGAGCCAGGCACAUCAGUACACACUUACAAUCCAAACCACGCAGGAGGCUGAGACAGGAGGACUGUUUGAGCCCAUGAGGUUGAGACCACCCAUCAUGUUGAGACCCAACUCACCAAAACAAAAAUACAAAAGACCGUAGGAAAUGCCAGAGAAACAUAACUAGUAAUUGAAUUGGCUUCCCAGUUCUUUGGGAUUUGGCAAGAUUAGUGGAAGCGUGGAGGGCUCAGCCACUGGAAGGAAUUGGAAAUGGGACGAGAACUAAUAAAACUUUAAACUGGAAUUUGAUACCAGGAUGCUCUCUUGGCUCCCAUAGCUCCAGCUAAUAGAUGUUGUCGUCUCCUCAGUUCCAGGCCCACGCCUCUGACUUGACCAUCCCAUUUUUAAACUCGAGCUCCUCAGCCAGUUCUCACAUGUUCAGAGAGGUGCUAGGUGGUGCCUUUCCCCGUGUGUCUCAUUCUAAGCCCGAGUCUCCCUUUGCCGUCCAUCUCCAUUAGCAAUUACUGCUUCCCGUUGCUUGAGUACCAUGGCCCGCUGCCGUGUCCUUGCUCAUCCCUCCCUCUCCUGCUCCAUUCCCCAGCCCCAUGAUCCCGUCUGUGGGCACUGUAGGUCAUUCCUAUGGGUGUGUGUGCCUCUUACUUCAGAAGUGUCCCGUCACUGAAGCAGACAAUUUGUUUUUGUCCUAUCUCUCAGUCUUGCUCGCAGGCUCAGUUGAGGCUUUGGACGCAGAUAGUAGUGAAUGGACAUCUCCAUGUCAUUGUCCUGCUGUCCCCACUGUAUUGCCUCCUCCUCUCCCCUGUGCUUGAGUCUAACCAUCUUUAGAUAUAAUUUUCUUCUGCUGCUAAUCCUUGACAGCUUUACAGUAUUUUGGAUUUGGGGUAUGGUCUCAAGAUUCCUGGCGGGUUGUGAGCAGCUCUCCUGCAGGAGCCUCAUUUUAUAGACGCUACUCUGUUUCUCCAGUAGCAUGAAGCAGCGUCUAUUAAAUGCUGGGUAUAGUCAUGCACUGGAAGCAGAGGCAUAGUAUCUUAGAUUAGUGUUGUUGUGAGCAGAGUGUGUGAGUCAUUAAAGUGGUUUGUACUUUCCUGUUAUUUAGUAAGUACAUUCUCUUGGCCUUGCCAAAUUUCAAUCUGAAAACUUCCUCUCACCGUGGUUCUAUCUAAGCAGCACACACCCCUUAAUGUUAAUUCUGCGUUCUUGCUUCUGGACGCCUGCAGACUCUUCCUGUAUUGUCUUUAUUGGCUGUGCUGUUGACGUUUGUCACUUUACCUGGGGACUCAUAGGUUUUGAGAGCCUCAUCUUCCUUGAUUGCUCAUGAAUUUUUCGAGGGACUUGCACAGAGGCUCUCUAGCGUAGUGCUCUGGUGCGUGCUUCCGUGUUUUAUCACAUUCAAUAGCCGUUCAUCACAUGGGGGAGACACUAGUCCAUCGUCUGCUGUCGCUCUCCUUAUGACAGCGUUCUAACACCGUUGCACUUGCUUCAAGGGAUGAUCUAAUUGUAGCUGGCUCCAUGGACUCUCGCUUCCUUGGGGUGCUCUUUGAGCCAGGAAGGCGGUGCGAGCUGUUUCCUGCCUGUCUGUACUUACACUGCUCUUCACUGUGCAGGAACUGGACAGUACCAGGGCCUGUGGUAUUGUGUGGAUAUAGAAAACACUGUUUAAUCAAGGAAUGUUAUUGAGACUGAAAUGAUCAAGGCUUACCACGAAUUGUGAAGACAUUGCUUCCAAGGCUCCCUGUAAGCCUCACUCGGGAUCCUUCCUGUCUCUGCUCUCCUCAGACCCCAUUCUCUGCAUCCGCAUGGGUCUUACAUGUAGACAUGCCACCUUCGCUUAUGCCAGUCACUGCCUGGGGUGCAACUGACAAUAUUCUCAUUCACUCAGCAGAUGCUUAUUGAACAUCUGCUGUGUCAGCUCCAGCGACCCAGCCAUGUGGGUAAGGAGCAGUCUUUGGUGCCCUUUUGGAACUCUGCCUUGGUGGGCGGAACAUGUCUCAGUCUUUCCCAGGUAGGAUCCUAGUGUGAUCACAGAACGACGCUGGGAGCGUCCAAUGGAGUGCUGCUUAUCCUGAUGAGUGUGCACGGUGCGUCCUGCUUCAGACUGCCCAGUGCUUUGUGCUUGUUCUCUCUAACGUCCUCUCAGGGCACCGGCUUUCUCUGUGUUCCUCUCCCCAGAGACUGACGGUUGAUUCCUUUAGGCACUGAGACAGGUCUGGUUUUGGAUUCAUCUUUGGGUAUCCCCUAGUUCCUGGUACAGUAUUGUGUUUAUUUUUUUUUUUAAGAUUUAUUUAUUGGGGGGUUGGGGAUUUAGCUCAGUGGUAGAGCGCUUGCCUAGAAAGUGCAAGGCCCUGGGUUCGGUCCUCAGCUCCGAAAAAAAAGAAAGGAAAAAAAAAAGAUUUAUUUAUUUUAUGUAUGUGAGUAAACUGCAGCUGUCUUCAGACACACCAGAAGAGGGCAUCGGAUCCCAUUACAGAUGGUUGUGAGCCACCAUGUGGUUGCUGGGAAUUGAACUCAGGACCUCUGGAAAAGCAGUCAGUGCUCUUAACCACUGAGCCAUCUCUGCAGCCCCUGUGUUUAUUUUUAAAUUUAUUUAAAUACUUGUUCUGUACAGAUAAGUGUAGUAUUAUAUGAUAAAAUAUAAAUUUGUAACUGAAGAAAUUAGAGUUGAAAUCAUGGUUAGAGUAGAAAUGGAUAAAACCAGAUCUGCCCCAGUUGCCUUAUGUAAGACCUACAAUGGAGAAAGUCUGUUGUCUGCUGGAAGGGAUCUGUAGCUUCUCACUCCUGGUUUCCUAGUGUCUAGUACAAAGAAGGAAACUGUGUGCUUUAUAGAAUGGGCAUAAAAUGUAAUAAAAAGAAAGUCGGGUGGCAGUGAUGCAUGCCUUUAAUCCCAACACUCGGGAGGCAAAGGCAUCUGUGUGAGUUCCAGGACAGCCAGGGAUACACAGAGCAGCCAUGCAAGAAAACAUCAUCAUCAUCAUCAUCAUCAUUAUCAUCAUCAUCAUCAUCAAGAAAGCUUAUAGUAGUUUCCAAGGACAGAGCUCUUGGACCACACUGGGUGUUACAUAAUAGUCCCUGUCUGAAUUAGCCUGGUAACUGGGCUGAGGCUGUCUCCCAGAAGUUUCUCAGUAUGGUUAGUUUGGCAGCCCGUGUCUAGUCCUGGCACAGGGAGAAGUAGAGGCGGGCACAUCAGGAAUUUGAGGUCCAGCCUUAGCUACAAACAGUGAGCUCAAGGCCACUUUGAGCUACACGAGACCCAAUCUCAAAACACAAACAAAUGAGAGCCAUAUUCGUCAGAUGACUGAGCUCUCCUUAUGACAAUCUUCUGUACACUUCCAUGGAGUAGAAAUCUGAUAUCCUCGCUAUCCUGACACUCCUGCCCCAGCCUCUUAUUCUGAUCAGUCAAGAACAUGUUGCCUUGUUGCCCGGUUUUUCUGAAGCUUGGGAACUAUUGACUCUGACUUACAAGUGCCUGUCUCAGGCAUUCCCAGCAUGCCUCUGCCCACUGUCAACCACUUCACCCAACCUUGGCUCUAAAGCCUGCUCCCUGCUUUAAUUCAUGGAGUCUAAUCAGACAGACUUACGCUCAGAACUUAAUGUUAGGCAAGUAUAUGAAUUAUCUGACAUCCAGCUUUAAUCAAAGCCCUCACUCAGCCUUCCAGUGUAUUCAAGCCAAAACCAGGGUGCUGCAGAGUUCUUUCUCAGAACUGGUCAAGAAUUGAGGUAGUACCAAGUGUGGAAGGAGUGGUGCAGGUGUGCUGGCAUUUUGAUUUAGGAACCAAGGCGUCACAGGCACGCUUUGGGUGGGACCAUGCUCUGUUGUGAGGACUCGCUGCUCUCACCACUAACAAGUGAACUUGCCCUGGUGAUGGGCUUCAAACUUCCCCGUGCUCUGCUCUCCCUGGGAUCCCGCCCUCUGUCUACUGAAAGUACUUUACAGUUUAUAGCAAACCUUCAUUCUUUCCUGUUUUCCCACAUAAGCAGGCUUUAAUGAAAGUUGGGCGUGAUAUGCUUCUACCCCUGCAUCUUCUUAACCUAAUCGUCCUUGUAUUUGCCCCCCUCCUUCCCUUCUGGGCGGAACUGGGUUUCUCCUUCUAGGAUUUUCUUUCCGUCUCUGUCCAGCUUUAGCCUGGUGAUCCCCACUGUGCUGGGGUGGAUACCCACAUGGACAGUUAGGCCAUUCAUUCGCCUUUCCGAGCCGCACCUUUUCAGUGUGGAUGACACAUUGUUUUCUGUACACCUGGACCACCUUGCUAAUCUGCUGACCUUUGUGGUGUCCUCGGACAACCUGAACUUCAUCAUCCUAUCAAUUGGGCACUAUAUUUCUGUUUCCGCUUUAGAAAGGGGGAAGACAUCAUGUUCUUUGGAACGUGAGAGGGUGCACUUAAAUGCUACUUGUCAGAACUCACAAAGGGAUUGAGCUUCAUUUUGUCGGCGGCUGCUCUAGUGAUGGCUGCAAAGACAAGAGCUAUUGUUUCCUAUUUAACAAGCCUCAGAAUAACCUCUGUUCCACCCAGGAGAGAAAGCAGAGUUCAGGCGUUUACACUGAGUCUUUGCAAGGUCAGUGCACAGCAGCGGUCUGCUCUUUUCCCAGUGCAGGCUGCUGUGCUGGGUGCCUUACCCUGUCCUAUCCUUGGAAAUUGAAUAGGCUACUGCAGAAAACAUAGAUUUGCAAAGCCCUCUCUUCCUCGGGUUUGCUCAGAUUGUCAAAUCUCUUAGAAAUCAUGAGAUUCUGUACCAGAUUCCCAAGUAUUUAAACCUCUUUGGACACACAUCCCAGCACUGAAGAGGUUGAACCAAGAGGAUUUUGAGUUCAAGGCCAGCCUUGGGCUCCACAGUGAGUGUAAGUCUUUAAAAUCCAAAUCGAUUUUUAGAAACCCUCUGUGGGGUUGAAAACAUUACUUGAGUUGUGUAACUGUCACCUUAAAUGUGCAAACGUUACAUGCACUGUUAGGCCUGCCCGAUGCCUGGCCUGCUCACUCUGCAGGGCUUCCUGACAUCCUGAGCUCUCACUCCCCUCACUGAGUAGCGGCUUCCUGGCUUUCUGUGUGUGUCAGAUGGAGCUAGUUUUUGCUCAGAUCAGUGAGCCUAUGAGAACAGAACUCAGUGUUAUGUGCAGGAGAGCAGUGAGACUGGAAAGGCAGUGUCACUAGCUCUGCCCCCAGAGAACUCGAAACUUACCCUGGUGCUGAGACGAUGGCGUGGGAAAACAGGCGUGCAUGUGUUAGGGAGAGCUGUGUCUGUUCUCACAGCUUUGGGUGCGUGAGGCAGUGCCCCAAAGGUGUCAUGACAGACUUGAAGCCUGACUCUAGUGAAAUGUCUGGGAGGUUACGCAGCCUCUGAGGGGAUCUUCGCAGUAACAUAAGAGAGAAGCUUGUCAAGUGAGCUCCUUCAAGUGUCAGCUUAAGGAAGUCAGCGCUCACUAAAUACUAUUCCCCUUGGUUUCUCCAUCCACAGACCACAGAGAUAGUCUGGGUGUGGGGUGGCUGCAGAAGGCGGGAGGCAGUUAGUUGCACGGGGAGUGAUUAUUAUGGGAAGGUGUAAGAGCUAUAUCUGAACACCAUGGCUAAGCUGUGACAAGAGAGCAGGGAAGUGUGAAUGUCAGGUUGGGGGUGAGAAGCAAGGAGACUGAAGGGAAAAGCCAGGGCCAGAAAUGGACUGUCAUUGUCCCGUGCUGCACUCCAGAACCUCAGCAGCACAGCCUCAGAACACUUCCCGGGGCCUGGGUGAUGGCCCAGCUUCGUAAGGUGCUUGCCAUGCAAGUAUGAGGACCUGAGUUCAGAGUCCCAGCACCAAAUAAAAGGCCAGGGGUGUGGGCAGGCACCUAGAAUCCCAGUGCUGGGAGGUGGAGACAGGAGGAUCCCUAGGAAUACUGCCUAGCCAGCCUUAAAUCGGUGAGCUUCAGUUUCAGCAAGAGACCCAGCCUCAAGACAAUUGGUGCAACAAGGCUGAGCUAAGCUCAGAUUCUUACAACGUACAAGACGAACUGUAUGUACACAUAUGUGUGACCAGUGUCCUACGGUGAGAUGAGAGUAUGGAUGAGAGAAUAACCCAGAAUCUGCAUGGCAGACAGCAGAAGCAAGAGACCUUGCCCCAAACAAAGCAGAACUGACCCCUGAAAGUUGUCCUCUGGCCUCUACAUGUGGGUGUACACACACACACACACACACACACACACACACACACACACACGGAAUACAACUGAGGGAAAUGCCUAAUGUGCUAACCCCUGACAUCCACAGAAUGCAAAUCCCCCUCCUGGGACGGUGAUCCACAGGACACCUGCUAUGUGUAGGAGGAAGGACAGCAGACCAAGGUGAGCAGAGUGGCUCACACUAUGGUCUACAUAGCGAGUUCCAGGACAACUGAACUACAUAGCUCAUGUCUCAAAGCAAAAAGAUUAUGCUAGGAGGCUCAAAUGCUGCAGCAAAGGGUCCAAGACCUAACACCACAUUCCAUCAUCCACUCCUUGCCCUUGUUUCCAAUGAGAAGGUGAACUCUUGGAAGCCAGGAGUUGGCAUCCCCUCCUGUCCCUCCCACAAUGCUCAGUUGGCACAUACCUGCCCCUGCUCACUCAGUGGUGCCACUGAUGGCUGAAGGUAUUUUCCAAGACUGGUAAGGACAGCUCUGGAAGACAGUUCUGCUCCUCUGCAAGUACUUGUACUGUCAGGCAGUGGUGCACACCUUUAACCCCAGCACUCAGGAGGCAGAGGCAGGCAGCUCUGAAUUCGAGGCCAGCCGCGGCUCCGUAGUGAGUUCCAGGACAGCCAGGGCUACACAAAGAGACCAUUCCUCGAAAAGAAAUAAACAAGCCACAAAUAGUUGUACUAAAAAAUGCAAAACUAUUAAAGGUAUAUAUAGGUGGUGUGGUUAUUUCCGUUUUACAAUAGAAGAAAGUGUCAUCUGGUCCAGCAGUCUUUCUACUGAUCUGACCUACAGGGUAGGUCGGCCUAAUACCGAGUAUAGUAAGCCAGGCCCUCCAAAGGGCGCCACUCCUCGCUCCCUUCCCCAUCAUUCUGUCCCCAUUCUGGGCACAGAACUUUUCCAGGUUGCCCAGUGUGUGCCAUUUGUGAGAGCAGAGCGGUACAAGCAAGGCUCAGAUGGCUUGAGACAGGAGGUGACAGGAUUCUUUCGUUGGAGUUUCUCUGCCGGAUGAUGCCAAACACAUGCUGCCAAGAGCAGGGCUUCUUGUUCCACUUUAGCUUUAAGGAGAAGCUUUGAGGGCUGAUGUAACACGAUGGCAGAAAGCUGUGUUGGUGGCCAAGGAGGGUCUUGGGAACCACCUUUGCUGGGGUGGGGGCGAUGCCACAUGCCAGGUUGCACGUGACUAUAGUAGGUUUCUGCUAGAAACCUCAGGGUGGCAAGGCUGUGUGGGCGGAGCCUGCAGGGGGCGGGGCUCUGGGGCGGAGCGAGCUCCGCUCCUCAGGCAGGCUCCGCUCCAGACUGUAGUUUAAAAGGCUGGAAGGCGGGCUUCAAGAACUAGCUAGUAUCCUGAGAGUGCCAGAGAAAACCCGUUUGGCACAGCCAUGACCCGGCAAGCAGGGAGCACUUGGCUGCUCCGUGGUCUCCUGCUCUUUGCCUUGUUCGUUUCCGGCAUCACCCCCUUUUCCUGGGAUCUCCCGGAGCCCCGCAGCCGAGCAAGCAAGAUUCGAGUGCACCCUCGGGGCAACCUCUGGGCGACUGGUCACUUCAUGGGCAAGAAGAGUCUGGAACCCCCGAGCCUGUCACUGGUGGGUACAGCACCCCCUAUCACCCAGAGGGAGCAGAGACUACAGCUGAGUCAUGAUCUGCUCAGGAUCCUCCUGCUACAGAAAGCGCUAGGCAUGAACCUCAGUGGUCCAGCUCCCCCAAUCCAGGAGGCUGCUGCAGAAGUGACGCCAAUAAUGGAACAAACACGGCACUGGGCGUAGCAUGCGUCCAUCCAGGGAAACUGAGGAAUGGAACCCUAGCAGUGGCCUCCUCUGGAUGUGAAACCUAAGCUCAAAUGUGUUACUCUGUUACUGUGAUUUCUGGUUGGGUCACCAGGAAUGUUAACGAUACAGACACAGUCUUUCCUGCUGUAUUUCUUGCUUCCCUGGUGAAGUUGUGAAUAAAAAUACUGCUCUUUACGAA